UCCGAGUCCUAGAAAUUAGAAUCCUACCUUCGCCUAGAAUUCCAAAACUUUAGAGAGCAUCCAGGAAUGGUGGUCAGACUCAUCUAGCUCAGUAGCUGGCCCCCUCUUUCGGAGCUGCCUGCUGUUGAGCCCCUCUCCUUUCCUCCCUGCCCCGAUGCCCGCCACUGCUCUAAGCAAGGGCCUGUCCACUCUUGGCUCCUGGCUCCCUGCUGAGACUAGCCUGGUGCUGAGCACCCCCUCCCGCCAGCUGCGCUCCGACCGAGUGGGGCUGCUCACACUUGGGGGGGCUGCCCUGCGGUGCCGGCAUGCCAGGCUGACGCCGCAACAGCUGCAGCCCCGCCAGCGCUGGGCAUGGCCGAGCGGACUGCCCACUACUCAGGGGCCCCCCUGUCGCUGCAGCACCAGUGACGAUGGGAGUGGUGGUGGUGCUGGCGGUAACAGCAGCAGCCCCGUAAGUGAGGUGCGCUGGAGGCUUGAGGAGGGGGGCACCGAGGCUCACUCCGCUCUCAAUGUUGUGCUGGUCUCUCCGCAGAUUCCAGGCAAUGCGGGCUCCAUUGCCCGCACCUGCGCAGCCGCGGGGGUGCGCCUGCACCUGGUGGAGCCCAUGGGGUUCCAGCUGGACGACGCCAAGCUCAAGCGCGCGGGCCUGGACUACUGGCCCUACGUGUGCGUGGCCGUCCACUCGUCCUGGGCUGCGUUCAUGGACUACUACCACACCCAGCCGGGGCCCAAGCGGCUGAUUGGUUUCAGCAAGAAGGCAACGACGCUGUACACGGAUGUCAAGUACCGCGAGAGCGACUGGCUCCUCUUUGGCAGUGAGACCCAAGGCUUUCCCGAAGCGGCUGUAGGGGCUAUUAGUCGAGAGGGCGCCCUGGUGCGUAUUCCGAUGAGCGAGCGGCAUGUGCGCUCCCUCAACCUGUCGGUCAGCGUGGGCAUCGGCCUAUUUGAGAGCUUGCGUCAGCUGGAGGCGCAGCGUCCGCUGGACCACAGCAGCCAGCAUUCAACGGACCCACUGCCCGGAGCCGCAGCUGGGGUGACAUGAGAACGCAGUGAUAAGCAUCCGAGUACGUGGAUGAGUGCUUGCUCUGAGUACACCAUCGGUGCUCCGGACAUCCUCACCGGGUCGACGAUUUGCGUCACUACUUUGCUAUGCAACUGCCCCAUGACGGGCGGUUUGGUGCACAUCCAAGGGUGGAACGAGUCACUAGUUGCUGCGGCUACCAACCUUGUCAUAAGUCCCAGGAUUGGAUUUCUAGAAUCCCCGAGAAAUGUUUUGACAUGAUGCUAGCCAUACUGUCAAAAGGGUGUCGAGAAACAAAGAGAAAAAAGAACGGGAAAAGACCUGAAAGAAAGUACUUCGGAAGUCACGUGUACCGUAGCUACAGUUUUAGGUCCCCAGUCCUAGCUCUACAUUGCGAUGAAAUCGGAUGAGAAAUCGGAUGAAGCAAGGAUGAAGCUCUUGCAUGGAAGAUCAUGAUAGUACGAGUCCGCUACACCGCUACAUGCGGU
Molecule: messenger RNA, 1509 nt
Organism: Klebsormidium nitens
Lineage: Eukaryota; Viridiplantae; Streptophyta; Klebsormidiophyceae; Klebsormidiales; Klebsormidiaceae
Source: the annotation of a GenBank genome assembly